AUGCCUCGUAGCUUCAAGAUUAGUGUACCAGCCUCCUCGGCUAACAUUGGGCCCGGUUACGAUGUUCUGGGCAUUGGGCUGGCGCUGUUUUUGACCCUCGAGGUCGAAAUAGACCCAAAAGCUGCGAAUGACACCAACUCCGACCCCAACAACUGCAAACUGAGUUACACAGAGGACAGUGAAGGUUUUGACAGUGUGCCACUCAGGUCCGAUGAGAACUUGAUCACCAGAACCGCGUUGUACGUGCUCCGUUGCAACAACAUCCGCAGCUUUCCCUCGGGCACGAAAGUGCACAUCCACAACCCUAUCCCUCUAGGACGUGGGCUGGGCUCUUCUGGUGCCGCGGUAGUCGCUGGUGUGAUGCUAGGUAACGAGGUUGGUCAGCUAGGGUACUCCAAACAGCGCAUGCUCGACUACUGCCUGAUGAUUGAGCGUCAUCCUGACAACAUCACCGCCGCCAUGAUGGGUGGGUUUGUGGGAUCCUUCCUGCGUGACCUCACACCUGCAGAAAUGGAGAGACGUGAGAUUCCUCUCAGCGAGGUGCUGGGCUCGCCAAGUGGCGGCGAAGACACAGGCCUCGUCCCACCAAGUCCUCCCACCGACAUCGGUCGCCACGUGCGCUACAACUGGAACAAAGACAUUAAGUGCAUUGCCAUCAUUCCAAACUUUGAGGUUUCCACUGCGGACUCGCGUGGCGUCCUUCCACAGGCCUACACCGCCAAGGACCUCGUCUUCAACCUGCAGAGGCUCGCUGUGCUAACCACCGCGCUAACUCAGUCUCCUCCCAACCCCGACCUCAUCUACCCGGCCAUGCAAGACCGCGUGCACCAGCCCUACAGAAAAACCUUAAUCCCAGGGCUGACCGAAAUCUUGUCCAGCGUCACCCCAUCCACCUACCCUGGUCUUUUAGGAAUCUGCUUGUCCGGUGCGGGCCCUACAAUCUUGGCUCUGGCUGUUGGCAACUUUGAUGACAUUGCUCAGGAGAUAAUGAACCGCUUCUCCAAGAACAACGUUGCCUGCAACUGGAAGCUGCUUGACCUAGCUUACAACGGUGCUGAGGUGACUCAGGCGUAA
Messenger RNA from Lachancea thermotolerans CBS 6340, 1074 nucleotides. RefSeq names its product homoserine kinase (gene THR1). The transcript has a single exon. Gene Ontology annotation, biological process: L-threonine metabolic process. The record is from RefSeq and is a predicted model, not a curated record. NCBI's taxonomy places the organism in Eukaryota, Fungi, Ascomycota, Saccharomycetes, Saccharomycetales, Saccharomycetaceae. Gene Ontology annotation, molecular function: ATP binding; homoserine kinase activity. Bases 1 to 1074 code for a protein of 357 amino acids.